Sardina pilchardus (European sardine) is the source of this 9840-nucleotide messenger RNA. RefSeq names its product fibrillin-1-like. Gene Ontology annotation, molecular function: calcium ion binding. Lineage: Eukaryota; Metazoa; Chordata; Actinopteri; Clupeiformes; Clupeidae. Bases 1 to 9840 code for a protein of 3279 amino acids. The record is from RefSeq and is a predicted model, not a curated record. The transcript is spliced from 70 exons.
AUGAAACGGUCUGCUACUCAGCGGUUUCGAUUUGUCCUUGAGAUUGAUGCAAACGUGUCCAGCCUGGGUGUAGCCAACAAUCUGAAAUAUGUUGUGGGCAAUUUCAGCUUUCCUUUACUAGUACAAAGUAAAAACAUCACAGAUAUUGAUGUCUCAACUGAUAUAAAUGAAUGCAAUGACAUACCAAACGUAUGCGGACCCAACUCAAACUGCACCAACACCAAUGGAAGCUUCAAUUGUUCCUGCCUGAGUGGAUAUCGGGAGACCAAUGUGAAUCAAGCCAUAAGUGACAGCAAUCAGUGCACAGACAUAAACGAAUGUGUUGUGAUUUUGAACCUUUGUGGCCCCAACUCAAACUGUGUCAAUACCAAUGGAAGCUACAACUGUUCCUGCUUGACUGGAUAUCAGGUGGCCAACCCAAAUCAAUCCAUAAGUGAAAGCAAUCAGUGCACAGAUAUAAAUGAAUGCAAUGACAUACCAAACGUAUGCGGACCCAACUCAAACUGCACCAACACCAAUGGAAGCUUCAAUUGUUCCUGCCUGAGUGGAUAUCGGGAGACCAAUGUGAAUCAAGCCAUAAGUGACAGCAAUCAGUGCACAGACAUAAACGAAUGUGUUGUGAUUUUGAACCUUUGUGGCCCCAACUCAAACUGUGCCAAUACCAAUGGAAGCUACAACUGUUCCUGCUUGACUGGAUAUCAGGUGGCCAACCCAAAUCAAUCCAUAAGUGAAAGCAAUCAGUGCACAGAUAUAAAUGAAUGCUAUGACAUACCAAACGUAUGCGGACCCAACUCAAACUGCACCAACACCAAUGGAAGCUUCAAUUGUUCCUGCCUGAGUGGAUAUCGGGAGACCAAUGUGAAUCAAGCCAUAAGUGACAGCAAUCAGUGCACAGACAUAAACGAAUGUGUUGUGAUUUUGAACCUUUGUGGCCCCAACUCAAACUGUGCCAAUACCAAUGGAAGCUACAACUGUUCCUGCUUGACUGGAUAUCAGGUGGCCAACCCAAAUCAAUCCAUAAGUGAAAGCAAUCAGUGCACAGAUAUAAAUGAAUGCUAUGACAUACCAAACGUAUGCGGACCCAACUCAAACUGCACCAACACCAAUGGAAGCUUCAAUUGUUCCUGCCUGAGUGGAUAUCGGGAGACCAAUGUGAAUCAAGCCAUAAGUGACAGCAAUCAGUGCACAGACAUAAACGAAUGUGUUGUGAUUUUGAACCUUUGUGGCCCCAACUCAAACUGUGCCAAUACCAAUGGAAGCUACAACUGUUCCUGCUUGACUGGAUAUCAGGUGGCCAACCCAAAUCAAUCCAUAAGUGAAAGCAAUCAGUGCACAGAUAUAAAUGAAUGCUAUGACAUACCAAACGUAUGCGGACCCAACUCAAACUGCACCAACACCAAUGGAAGCUUCAAUUGUUCCUGCCUGAGUGGAUAUCGGGAGACCAAUGUGAAUCAAGCCAUAAGUGACAGCAAUCAGUGCACAGACAUAAACGAAUGUGUUGUGAUUUUGAACCUUUGUGGCCCCAACUCAAACUGUGCCAAUACCAAUGGAAGCUACAACUGUUCCUGCUUGACUGGAUAUCAGGUGGCCAACCCAAAUCAAUCCAUAAGUGAAAGCAAUCAGUGCACAGAUAUAAAUGAAUGCAAUGACAUACCAAACGUAUGCGGACCCAACUCAAACUGCACCAACACCAAUGGAAGCUUCAAUUGUUCCUGCCUGAGUGGAUAUCGGGAGACCAAUGUGAAUCAAGCCAUAAGUGACAGCAAUCAGUGCACAGACAUAAACGAAUGUGUUGUGAUUUUGAACCUUUGUGGCCCCAACUCAAACUGUGCCAAUACCAAUGGAAGCUACAACUGUUCCUGCUUGACUGGAUAUCAGGUGGCCAACCCAAAUCAAUCCAUAAGUGAAAGCAAUCAGUGCACAGAUAUAAAUGAAUGCUAUGACAUACCAAACGUAUGCGGACCCAACUCAAACUGCACCAACACCAAUGGAAGCUUCAAUUGUUCCUGCCUGAGUGGAUAUCGGGAGACCAAUGUGAAUCAAGCCAUAAGUGACAGCAAUCAGUGCACAGACAUAAACGAAUGUGUUGUGAUUUUGAACCUUUGUGGCCCCAACUCAAACUGUGCCAAUACCAAUGGAAGCUACAACUGUUCCUGCUUGACUGGAUAUCAGGUGGCCAACCCAAAUCAAUCCAUAAGUGAAAGCAAUCAGUGCACAGAUAUAAAUGAAUGCAAUGACAUACCAAACGUAUGCGGACCCAACUCAAAUUGCACCAACACCAAUGGAAGCUUCAAUUGUUCCUGCCUGAGUGGAUAUCGGGAGACCAAUGUGAAUCAAGCCAUAAGUGACAGCAAUCAGUGCACAGACAUAAACGAAUGUGUUGUGAUUUUGAACCUUUGUGGCCCCAACUCAAACUGUGCCAAUACCAAUGGAAGCUACAACUGUUCCUGCUUGACUGGAUAUCAGGUGGCCAACCCAAAUCAAUCCAUAAGUGAAAGCAAUCAGUGCACAGAUAUAAAUGAAUGCAAUGACAUACCAAACGUAUGCGGACCCAACUCAAAUUGCACCAACACCAAUGGAAGCUUCAAUUGUUCCUGCCUGAGUGGAUAUCGGGAGACCAAUGUGAAUCAAGCCAUAAGUGACAGCAAUCAGUGCACAGACAUAAACGAAUGUGUUGUGAUUUUGAACCUUUGUGGCCCCAACUCAAACUGUGCCAAUACCAAUGGAAGCUACAACUGUUCCUGCUUGACUGGAUAUCAGGUGGCCAACCCAAAUCAAUCCAUAAGUGAAAGCAAUCAGUGCACAGAUAUAAAUGAAUGCAAUGACAUACCAAACGUAUGCGGACCCAACUCAAAUUGCACCAACACCAAUGGAAGCUUCAAUUGUUCCUGCCUGAGUGGAUAUCGGGAGACCAAUGUGAAUCAAGCCAUAAGUGACAGCAAUCAGUGCACAGACAUAAACGAAUGUGUUGUGAUUUUGAACCUUUGUGGCCCCAACUCAAACUGUGCCAAUACCAAUGGAAGCUACAACUGUUCCUGCUUGACUGGAUAUCAGGUGGCCAACCCAAAUCAAUCCAUAAGUGAAAGCAAUCAGUGCACAGAUAUAAAUGAAUGCAAUGACAUACCAAACGUAUGCGGACCCAACUCAAAUUGCACCAACACCAAUGGAAGCUUCAAUUGUUCCUGCCUGAGUGGAUAUCGGGAGACCAAUGUGAAUCAAGCCAUAAGUGACAGCAAUCAGUGCACAGACAUAAACGAAUGUGUUGUGAUUUUGAACCUUUGUGGCCCCAACUCAAACUGUGCCAAUACCAAUGGAAGCUACAACUGUUCCUGCUUGACUGGAUAUCAGGUGGCCAACCCAAAUCAAUCCAUAAGUGAAAGCAAUCAGUGCACAGAUAUAAAUGAAUGCAAUGACAUACCAAACGUAUGCGGACCCAACUCAAAUUGCACCAACACCAAUGGAAGCUUCAAUUGUUCCUGCCUGAGUGGAUAUCGGGAGACCAAUGUGAAUCAAGCCAUAAGUGACAGCAAUCAGUGCACAGACAUAAACGAAUGUGUUGUGAUUUUGAACCUUUGUGGCCCCAACUCAAACUGUGCCAAUACCAAUGGAAGCUACAACUGUUCCUGCUUGACUGGAUAUCAGGUGGCCAACCCAAAUCAAUCCAUAAGUGAAAGCAAUCAGUGCACAGAUAUAAAUGAAUGCUAUGACAUACCAAACGUAUGCGGACCCAACUCAAACUGCACCAACACCAAUGGAAGCUUCAAUUGUUCCUGCCUGAGUGGAUAUCGGGAGACCAAUGUGAAUCAAGCCAUAAGUGACAGCAAUCAGUGCACAGACAUAAACGAAUGUGUUGUGAUUUUGAACCUUUGUGGCCCCAACUCAAACUGUGCCAAUACCAAUGGAAGCUACAACUGUUCCUGCUUGACUGGAUAUCAGGUGGCCAACCCAAAUCAAUCCAUAAGUGAAAGCAAUCAGUGCACAGAUAUAAAUGAAUGCUAUGACAUACCAAACGUAUGCGGACCCAACUCAAACUGCACCAACACCAAUGGAAGCUUCAAUUGUUCCUGCCUGAGUGGAUAUCGGGAGACCAAUGUGAAUCAAGCCAUAAGUGACAGCAAUCAGUGCACAGACAUAAACGAAUGUGUUGUGAUUUUGAACCUUUGUGGCCCCAACUCAAACUGUGCCAAUACCAAUGGAAGCUACAACUGUUCCUGCUUGACUGGAUAUCAGGUGGCCAACCCAAAUCAAUCCAUAAGUGAAAGCAAUCAGUGCACAGAUAUAAAUGAAUGCUAUGACAUACCAAACGUAUGCGGACCCAACUCAAACUGCACCAACACCAAUGGAAGCUUCAAUUGUUCCUGCCUGAGUGGAUAUCGGGAGACCAAUGUGAAUCAAGCCAUAAGUGACAGCAAUCAGUGCACAGACAUAAACGAAUGUGUUGUGAUUUUGAACCUUUGUGGCCCCAACUCAAACUGUGCCAAUACCAAUGGAAGCUACAACUGUUCCUGCUUGACUGGAUAUCAGGUGGCCAACCCAAAUCAAUCCAUAAGUGAAAGCAAUCAGUGCACAGAUAUAAAUGAAUGCUAUGACAUACCAAACGUAUGCGGACCCAACUCAAACUGCACCAACACCAAUGGAAGCUUCAAUUGUUCCUGCCUGAGUGGAUAUCGGGAGACCAAUGUGAAUCAAGCCAUAAGUGACAGCAAUCAGUGCACAGACAUAAACGAAUGUGUUGUGAUUUUGAACCUUUGUGGCCCCAACUCAAACUGUGCCAAUACCAAUGGAAGCUACAACUGUUCCUGCUUGACUGGAUAUCAGGUGGCCAACCCAAAUCAAUCCAUAAGUGAAAGCAAUCAGUGCACAGAUAUAAAUGAAUGCAAUGACAUACCAAACGUAUGCGGACCCAACUCAAAUUGCACCAACACCAAUGGAAGCUUCAAUUGUUCCUGCCUGAGUGGAUAUCGGGAGACCAAUGUGAAUCAAGCCAUAAGUGACAGCAAUCAGUGCACAGACAUAAACGAAUGUGUUGUGAUUUUGAACCUUUGUGGCCCCAACUCAAACUGUGCCAAUACCAAUGGAAGCUACAACUGUUCCUGCUUGACUGGAUAUCAGGUGGCCAACCCAAAUCAAUCCAUAAGUGAAAGCAAUCAGUGCACAGAUAUAAAUGAAUGCUAUGACAUACCAAACGUAUGCGGACCCAACUCAAACUGCACCAACACCAAUGGAAGCUUCAAUUGUUCCUGCCUGAGUGGAUAUCGGGAGACCAAUGUGAAUCAAGCCAUAAGUGACAGCAAUCAGUGCACAGACAUAAACGAAUGUGUUGUGAUUUUGAACCUUUGUGGCCCCAACUCAAACUGUGCCAAUACCAAUGGAAGCUACAACUGUUCCUGCUUGACUGGAUAUCAGGUGGCCAACCCAAAUCAAUCCAUAAGUGAAAGCAAUCAGUGCACAGAUAUAAAUGAAUGCUAUGACAUACCAAACGUAUGCGGACCCAACUCAAACUGCACCAACACCAAUGGAAGCUUCAAUUGUUCCUGCCUGAGUGGAUAUCGGGAGACCAAUGUGAAUCAAGCCAUAAGUGACAGCAAUCAGUGCACAGACAUAAACGAAUGUGUUGUGAUUUUGAACCUUUGUGGCCCCAACUCAAACUGUGCCAAUACCAAUGGAAGCUACAACUGUUCCUGCUUGACUGGAUAUCAGGUGGCCAACCCAAAUCAAUCCAUAAGUGAAAGCAAUCAGUGCACAGAUAUAAAUGAAUGCUAUGACAUACCAAACGUAUGCGGACCCAACUCAAACUGCACCAACACCAAUGGAAGCUUCAAUUGUUCCUGCCUGAGUGGAUAUCGGGAGACCAAUGUGAAUCAAGCCAUAAGUGACAGCAAUCAGUGCACAGACAUAAACGAAUGUGUUGUGAUUUUGAACCUUUGUGGCCCCAACUCAAACUGUGCCAAUACCAAUGGAAGCUACAACUGUUCCUGCUUGACUGGAUAUCAGGUGGCCAACCCAAAUCAAUCCAUAAGUGAAAGCAAUCAGUGCACAGAUAUAAAUGAAUGCUAUGACAUACCAAACGUAUGCGGACCCAACUCAAACUGCACCAACACCAAUGGAAGCUUCAAUUGUUCCUGCCUGAGUGGAUAUCGGGAGACCAAUGUGAAUCAAGCCAUAAGUGACAGCAAUCAGUGCACAGACAUAAACGAAUGUGUUGUGAUUUUGAACCUUUGUGGCCCCAACUCAAACUGUGCCAAUACCAAUGGAAGCUACAACUGUUCCUGCUUGACUGGAUAUCAGGUGGCCAACCCAAAUCAAUCCAUAAGUGAAAGCAAUCAGUGCACAGAUAUAAAUGAAUGCUAUGACAUACCAAACGUAUGCGGACCCAACUCAAACUGCACCAACACCAAUGGAAGCUUCAAUUGUUCCUGCCUGAGUGGAUAUCGGGAGACCAAUGUGAAUCAAGCCAUAAGUGACAGCAAUCAGUGCACAGACAUAAACGAAUGUGUUGUGAUUUUGAACCUUUGUGGCCCCAACUCAAACUGUGCCAAUACCAAUGGAAGCUACAACUGUUCCUGCUUGACUGGAUAUCAGGUGGCCAACCCAAAUCAAUCCAUAAGUGAAAGCAAUCAGUGCACAGAUAUAAAUGAAUGCUAUGACAUACCAAACGUAUGCGGACCCAACUCAAACUGCACCAACACCAAUGGAAGCUUCAAUUGUUCCUGCCUGAGUGGAUAUCGGGAGACCAAUGUGAAUCAAGCCAUAAGUGACAGCAAUCAGUGCACAGACAUAAACGAAUGUGUUGUGAUUUUGAACCUUUGUGGCCCCAACUCAAACUGUGCCAAUACCAAUGGAAGCUACAACUGUUCCUGCUUGACUGGAUAUCAGGUGGCCAACCCAAAUCAAUCCAUAAGUGAAAGCAAUCAGUGCACAGAUAUAAAUGAAUGCUAUGACAUACCAAACGUAUGCGGACCCAACUCAAACUGCACCAACACCAAUGGAAGCUUCAAUUGUUCCUGCCUGAGUGGAUAUCGGGAGACCAAUGUGAAUCAAGCCAUAAGUGACAGCAAUCAGUGCACAGACAUAAACGAAUGUGUUGUGAUUUUGAACCUUUGUGGCCCCAACUCAAACUGUGCCAAUACCAAUGGAAGCUACAACUGUUCCUGCUUGACUGGAUAUCAGGUGGCCAACCCAAAUCAAUCCAUAAGUGAAAGCAAUCAGUGCACAGAUAUAAAUGAAUGCUAUGACAUACCAAACGUAUGCGGACCCAACUCAAACUGCACCAACACCAAUGGAAGCUUCAAUUGUUCCUGCCUGAGUGGAUAUCGGGAGACCAAUGUGAAUCAAGCCAUAAGUGACAGCAAUCAGUGCACAGACAUAAACGAAUGUGUUGUGAUUUUGAACCUUUGUGGCCCCAACUCAAACUGUGCCAAUACCAAUGGAAGCUACAACUGUUCCUGCUUGACUGGAUAUCAGGUGGCCAACCCAAAUCAAUCCAUAAGUGAAAGCAAUCAGUGCACAGAUAUAAAUGAAUGCAAUGACAUACCAAACGUAUGCGGACCCAACUCAAACUGCACCAACACCAAUGGAAGCUUCAAUUGUUCCUGCCUGAGUGGAUAUCGGGAGACCAAUGUUGUGAAUCAAGCCAUAAGUGACAGCAAUCAGUGCACAGACAUAAACGAAUGUGUUGUGAUUUUGAACCUUUGUGGCCCCAACUCAAACUGUGCCAAUACCAAUGGAAGCUACAACUGUUCCUGCUUGACUGGAUAUCAGGUGGCCAACCCAAAUCAAUCCAUAAGUGAAAGCAAUCAGUGCACAGAUAUAAAUGAAUGCUAUGACAUACCAAACGUAUGCGGACCCAACUCAAACUGCACCAACACCAAUGGAAGCUUCAAUUGUUCCUGCCUGAGUGGAUAUCGGGAGACCAAUGUGAAUCAAGCCAUAAGUGACAGCAAUCAGUGCACAGAACUUCUUUACUACAAAAUUGAAUUUGAGCUCAACGCAACUUCUGGAAUUGUGGAUCAACUCAGGAACAUCCUGAAUGGCCUGUCAUUGUCUGUAGAUAACCUGUCUGAAAUCACUGACACUUCUAUCACAACAGACAUUAAUGAAUGUGAUGACAUACCAAACAUAUGCGGACCCAACUCAAACUGCACCAACACCAAUGGAAGCUUCAACUGUUCCUGCCUGAGUGGAUAUCGGGAGACCAAUGUGAAUCAAGCCAUAAGUGACAGCAAUCAGUGCACAGAUGUGGAUGAAUGUCUUCAGACACCGUCAGUUUGUGGUCCAAACUCAGUCUGCAACAACACCAUUGGAGACUACAACUGCUCAUGCUUGAGUGGAUAUAAUGUCACUGAUCCAAGUGUGCGAAGUAGUGCUAACAAUUCCUGUACAGAUAUUAAUGAAUGUGAUGACAUCACCAACAAAUGUGGACCCAACUCAAACUGCACCAACACCAAUGGAAGCUUCAUCUGUUCCUGCCUGAGUGGAUAUCGGGAGACCAAUGUGAAUCAAGCCAUAAGUGACAGCAAUCAGUGCACAGACUUCAGCAAUUGUCCAGAUGUAAAUGAAUGCCUUCAGACCCCACCUGUCUGUGGUCCAAACUCAGUCUGCAACAACACGGAUGGAGACUACAACUGCACAUGCUGGAAUGGAUACCAAGUUUCAAACAUCAGUCAAAGAAUAAGUGAAAGUAAUCCUUGUAUAGAUGUGGAUGAAUGCCUUCAGACCUCACCAGUCUGUGGUCCAAACUCAGUCUGCAACAACACCAUUGGAGACUUCAACUGCUCAUGCUUGAGUGGAUAUAACGUGACUGAUCCAAGUUUGAAGAGCAGUGAUGACAAUCCCUGUACAGAUAUAAAUGAAUGUGUGGAGAUCCAAAACCUGUGUGGUCCCAACUCAAACUGUACCAAUUACAAUGGAAGCUACAACUGUUCCUGCCAGACAGGAUAUCAAGCAAGCUCUGUCAAUCAGUCCAUAAGUGGUAGUAACCAGUGCCAAGAUGUGGAUGAAUGUCUUAUGUUUCCAUCAAUCUGUGGCUCAAACUCAGUCUGCAAUAACACUAUUGGAGACUACAAUUGUACAUGCUUGAGUGGAUAUAGUGUCAACAGUGAAGAUCUACCAAUAAGUGUCUACAAUCAAUGCACAGAUAUACAUGAAUGUCUGGAGACACCAAAUCUGUGCGGUCCCAACUCUAAUUGUACCAACACAAAUGGAAGCUACAGCUGUUCAUGCUGGAGUGGAUAUCAUGCAACAAAUGCAAACCAUCCCAUUAGUGACAACAACCAGUGCAUUGAUGUGGAUGAAUGCAUUCAGACACCAUCAAUCUGUGGUCCAAACUCAGUCUGCAACAACACCAUUGGGGACUACAGCUGCUCAUGCUUGAGUGGAUAUAACGUGACUGAUCCAAGUGUGCGAAGUAGUGCUAACAAUACCUGUACAGAUACAAAUGAAUGCAAUGACAUACCAAACGUGUGCGGACCCAACUCAAAUUGCACCAACACAAAUGGGAGCUUCAACUGUUCCUGCCUGAGUGGAUAUCGGGAGACCAAUGUAAAUCAAACCAUAAGUGACAACAAUCAGUGCACAGACAUAAACGAAUGCAUUGUGAUUCUAAACCUUUGUGGCCCCAACUCAAACUGUGCCAAUACCAAUGGAAGUUACAACUGUUCCUGCUUGACUGGAUAUCAAGUGGCCAAUCCAAACCAAUUCAUAAGUGAUAGCAAUCAGUGCACAGAUACAAAUGAAUGCAAUGACAUACCAAACGUGUGCGGACCCAACUCAAAUUGCACCAACACAAAUGGGAGCUUCAACUGUUCCUGCCUGAGUGGAUAUCGGGAGACCAAUACAUAA